This is a messenger RNA of Dermacentor andersoni, 1112 nucleotides long. Its product is annotated as beta-mannosidase-like. Lineage: Eukaryota; Metazoa; Arthropoda; Arachnida; Ixodida; Ixodidae. Gene Ontology annotation, molecular function: beta-mannosidase activity. The record is from RefSeq and is a predicted model, not a curated record. Gene Ontology annotation, biological process: glycoprotein catabolic process.
UCCUUUGCUUGCCGGUGCAGACUACACGGGCGAGUGGAAAAUGCUGCACUACUUCGCGAAACGCUUCUAUGCACCGUUGCUCGUGUCGCCGUACGAAGAAGCCGGGCGCUUGGUCGUCUACGUGCUGGACGACUUGUACCACGACGAGCCCUACGACCUGCUUUUGGAAGUCAAGCUCUACCACUACGCCUCCCUGCAGCCCAAGACGUCGAUCGCGCACAACUUCACGGUGUCUAACUACGCCCACGCUGCAUACGUGGCCAACGUGUCCAGGCUGCUGGCUUCGGGUUCGUGCCACCGCAACAACAGUUUCUUCGCUUUCCGCCUGCUGAACGCGACUGACAACGCGACACUGUCCACGAACUUUCUGCUCCUGCAGGUGCCUCGCUUUGCAAAGGACAUCGCGUCCGUCACGCUACGAGUUACUAACAUCACGGCCGACGAUUCUGCACAGCAUGAAUCACCACUGGUUAACGAUCCCGGGAAUUCGAUGCGGAAAAGCAGCGCGCCGACAGCCGGCGACACCUUACAGAACAUGUCGUCGGCCGGACAGAAAGUCACAGACAGCACUGGGUCAAACGAACACAACCUUCCGUCGAGCGUCGAAUCCUUGGAAGGUGUCGUCCACACAUCAAUUCGAGAACAACCAGAGAGGGAGGCUACAAACACGACAGAAGCGAAGGCUAACGUUCACAAGGUCGACCUGUCCACGGACGGCGUCGCGCUGUUCGUUUGGCUCUCGGCCGGCAAAAUUAGAGGUCGCUUCUCGGACAACGGCUUCGUCAUGACCGAACGCCAGCUCAGCGUCACUUUCACGAGUGACCUGUCGGUGACCUCAGAGCAGCUUCGCUCUAACCUCACGGUCACUUGCCUGAACUGCCUGUGGAAGCACCACUACUCGCCAAUGGUUGAGGCGCGAGCGUAGGAACACUGGUUCUCGGUGGGGAUCAAGAGGAUAGCUUGCAAGGUUCAAGUCGGAGGUAUCCGCAGGUUCACAGUAAAAGACACCACCGUCCCUGUUUCUCCCGCGUUUCUUUUUCUUUUCUAAUGUUGGACACGUUACCUUGGUCAUGUAUGUACUGAGGAAAGAGAAUAACUGUGUUCCGAAUAUA